AUUAAUUUCAGUAAAUUUUAAGACAUAACAAAAAUACUCAAAUUUUACGCUCAAUUUAGAACAGGAUCAAGGGGGUUGAUCUUCGUUGCCUUCGACAACACCAAAGAAAGGGCAAAAAAAAGCUCAUCUCUGAUUUUUAGAGUCUCGAUGAUGUCAAUGUGAAAGCCGCAGCUCCGUUGGUUCUGAAAAGAAACCCCAAUUUGAAUAUUGCCCAUUAUCAUCCGAUCAGCUUCGGUUUUCAGAACUUGGGCAUUUGGAUAGAGAAUUCAUGGGGAAUGCCUCAUCGAUGCUUACUCAGUAUGAUAUUGAAGAAGUUCAAGAACACUGCGACAAACUUUUCUCCCAACAGGAAAUAGUGUCCUUAUAUCAGAGAUUCUGCCAACUUGAUAGAAAUGCUAAGGGGUUUAUUUCAGCUGAUGAGUUCCUCUCAGUUCCUGAAUUUGCUAUGAAUCCACUUUCUCAGCGGCUGCUCAAGAUGGUUGAUGGUUUGAAUUUUAAGGAUUUUGUGGCUUUCUUGUCUGUAUUCAGUGCUAAAGCUAGUAUGCACCAUAAGAUUGAAUUUAUUUUCAAGGUAUAUGAUGCAGACAGCAAUGGCAAGGUGUCGUUCGAUGAUAUCAUUGAAGUGCUCCGGGAUUUGUCGGGUCCAUUCAUCUCCGACAAGCAGAGAGAGCAAGUCUUGUGCCAACUAUUACUAGAAGCAGGCUAUACCAGAAACUCUCAUUUAACACUGGACGACUUCAUCAAGGUCCUUGGUAAUUCAGGCAUAAAAAUGGAUGUAGAAGUUCCAGUGGACUAGCCAGCUAUUGAUCUGUUAGGCCAAGCCUACCAAUUUUACUCUCAGAAAAAAAGUUGAACUCGACGAGUCUCGACUGCAGACCGUGAAGCUUGAUGUUCCAUCCAGAACUUAGACCAGAAUCCUUUCUUUUCAUCUGUUAAAGAAAUCUGCAAUAGUUUAUACUCACAGACAAUCCUUUCUUUUCUAUAUUUGUAAGAAACAGAGUCAAUAAUGUCAAUUAAUGAUGUCCUGUUGCAAAGAAAAAUA
Molecule: messenger RNA, 1042 nt
Organism: Cucurbita maxima (winter squash)
Lineage: Eukaryota; Viridiplantae; Streptophyta; Magnoliopsida; Cucurbitales; Cucurbitaceae
Product: calcineurin subunit B-like
Exons: 7
Coding region: 269-796 (175 amino acids)
Molecular function (GO): calcium ion binding
Source: RefSeq, a predicted model, not a curated record